GCCUUCAUCUGCCAUGCGGGGCAGCGGCCGAUUAAUAAUUCAAAACGACGAUUUCUAAUUCCUCCAGAGCUCGUCAUCGCUGCUCUGCUGCACAUCAUCUGCUUGUCUUUAUAACUGGGGACUUCCUUUGCAUCACUCCAGUCAACUCACCCGUCAACUGAAGAACCACGCCAUGGCUGCCCCCAAGAUCACUCUCUAUACCAACCAUCGAUGCCCCUGGGCACACCGUGCGCACAUCGCGCUGAAGGAACUGGGGCUGGAGUUUGAAGAGGUCAUCAUUGACCUGACCAAACCCCGCGAGCCCUGGUAUCUCGAGGUGAAUCCGCGCGGUCUCGUCCCUUCGCUCACCUAUAAUGGCACCGUCAUCACCGAGUCCGCCAUCGUGUCGCAGUUUCUGGCCGACGCCCAUCCGUCGCACCUCGUGGCCCCCUCCGGCAGCGUCGAUGGCGCCCUGCAACGCGCGCGCAUCGCCUUCUUCGUCGACACCUUCUUCGGCAAGGUGCAGCCGCAUUUCAACGCCGCCGUGCGCGCCGCCAACAAGGAGGAGCGAGAGGCCGCCGGCGAAGCGCUCGUGGCCGCCGCGGAGAAGGAUCUGGAGCCGCUCUUCGCCGAAUGGACGGGCGCGGGUCCGUUCUUUGGCGGCAGCGACAAAGUGACGCUGGCGGAGGUGUUGACGGGCUCGUUCCUGCUGCGGUAUCUGUCCUUCUCGGACCCGGAGAUCGGCCUGCUGAGUGCGAAGCUGCCGGCGUUGCUGGAGCGGACGCCCCGGUUCAAGAAAUGGGCCGAGGCCACGGUGCAGCAGGAGAGCGUGAACUACAUCUUCGACGCGAAGGUGUCGUCGGACGCACUGAAGGCCAAAUAUGGCUUCAAUGCGAACUAGAUAGAUGCCCGGAAGAUACAGAAUUAUGUGCAUGCCAUGAUGAUAGCGCUGAUUCAGCGUGCAAGGAACCACAGCUGGCAGUAGUUGGUUAGCUACGCGAUGAAUGAUUACCAAUCGAGA
Aspergillus steynii IBT 23096 is the source of this 1000-nucleotide messenger RNA. Its product is annotated as glutathione S-transferase family protein. Gene Ontology annotation, cellular component: cytoplasm. The transcript is spliced from 2 exons. The coding region runs from base 173 to 880 and encodes 235 amino acids. The record is from RefSeq and is a predicted model, not a curated record. NCBI's taxonomy places the organism in Eukaryota, Fungi, Ascomycota, Eurotiomycetes, Eurotiales, Aspergillaceae.